Perca flavescens (yellow perch) is the source of this 1230-nucleotide messenger RNA. It is a transcript of the gene ppp1r11, whose product is annotated as protein phosphatase 1, regulatory (inhibitor) subunit 11. The record is from RefSeq and is a predicted model, not a curated record. Gene Ontology annotation, cellular component: nucleus. Gene Ontology annotation, molecular function: protein serine/threonine phosphatase inhibitor activity; protein phosphatase 1 binding. Bases 257 to 628 code for a protein of 123 amino acids. Lineage: Eukaryota; Metazoa; Chordata; Actinopteri; Perciformes; Percidae. The transcript has 3 exons.
CACUUCCGUUUUGAGUGUGACCAACUUUUCAGCUUGACUUUGUGUUAGCCACAUCUCCCCAUAGUGUUCAACGCCUCGACAGUUUCAGGUCAACAAGAUUCAGUCUGAAUACAGGGUGUGAUUUAAAGAACCAGGGUCGCCGUUGUAGCGAUCAUAUUGUUAUAUUAUACACACACUAGCUCUCAACUGACGGUGGAUUCCGGUUCUUUAUAUCCUAAAGCUAGCUAACGGUCGCGUUAGCAAAACAGCUCCAGGGAUGGCGGAGGUUCCCGGGACUUCAAGUGAGACGAUAACGGAGACUGUUCAGACUAGCACACCGCCACCGCCCCAGCAGGAGGGACGCAGCCUGACCAUCAAGCUGAGGAAGAGGAAGACGGAGAAGAAGGUGGAGUGGUCCAGUGACACCGUCGAUAACGAGCACCUAGGAAGAAGGUCUUCAAAAUGCUGCUGUAUCUACGAGAAGCCGCGGCAGUUUGGCGAGUCGUCCUCUGAAAGCGACGGAGACGACGACGAAGAAGGCUGCGGCAGCGCUCACUGCAUCCUGGGCCACGGCAGGAGGGGUCCUGGACAGGGGGGCGGCGGGGGGACCACGAGGCCCCCAAACUCUGGAGGGCCACACACACACUAGCGUGGCUCAGCACGACAGUGACACAUUACAGCGCUGCACUCUGGUUUAGCUUAGCUCCAUCACUGAAGCCCAGGUAGGCCUGAUGCUGCCAGACACUCUGCUGGAGCCGGGGCUGCUGCUCUGGAAACACAGAGCAACAGGGAUUACUGAAUUAGCCACAUUGAAAAUCCUGCUCCCCUUUCAACAGCUAAACGCAUGCUCAGUAUUGUGCCAACUGACAUACAUAACUUGGAAUGAAAGCUACAAGUUGACAUUUUCAAAUUUCUUUUAAAGAAGUAGUGCUUUUAAAGCACCAAAAGGAGACCUGCUUUAAUUCUAGAAUGUUGGAGGCCAUAGUGGUCUUUUUUUGUGUGUUCCAGCUCUUUUAGAACAGACCACACACAGUACGCAUUGCAUCACUGCUGAGCAUUUCCAAAGCACGGAGCAGAAUGGUGGGAUUAAAACGCUUUGCUACUUUUCAGGCAGCCGUUGGUUUCCAUUUAUUUCACUAUGCUGGUUAAUAAACUCUGAGGUUUGAGAUCCCUCACAGCGAGCGUCACAUUUGCUUUGACUUUUGUCAGAGUCGUUAUGCAGAGAUGCAAUUAAGGUCACAACAGACGAUU